Molecule: messenger RNA, 5628 nt
Organism: Danio aesculapii
Lineage: Eukaryota; Metazoa; Chordata; Actinopteri; Cypriniformes; Danionidae
Exons: 6
Coding region: 233-5338 (1701 amino acids)
Source: RefSeq, a predicted model, not a curated record
GCGUUUGCUGUUGUUAAUGCAGCUUCACACAGCUCGUCUUCCUCAUUAAACACGUAACUGAGAACAAGGAACUUAACAAAUGCCACCUAACGUUACGUCGCUCGCUAAAAACAUAACUUGAUGUUGUUAUGAUCUGAAGGGCGAUGUAAAGAAACCAACGGGACGACGCAACCAAACUUAACGGGAGUUAAAUAAAUCUGUCAACACUUCUUAAUUUUACAUUAUAUUGGAUAUGGAUGCGCCUGAAAACACGGGGAGCCGUAUUGGGCGCACUAUUUGGACUGUUUGGGGUUAUCUGUCAGGGGCUGUUGCGAGAUACCUCAGACCGGAAGUCACAGAUAAAGGAAACCAAAGCGUUAAUUCUAGAUCAGAUGAGGCUGCAGUUAAUAAAACUGACAAAGAAGUGAAGGCAGAAAGUAGUGAGAACCAACAUGACAAAAGUACAGCAGAGAUCAAGGUUUGUUCACCUGAUGUCAAAGCGCAAGUCCAGUGGGAAAAUACUGAUGUGGUCAAGGAUGACAGUAAUGAUGAACUUAACGUUGACAUCACUAAAAAGCAAACGUACCGUUUUGCAAUGUGGUCCACUGGGACUGAGAGUAUUUCAGUUGAUGCUCAUGCUGAAAAAGAAACAGCAAAAUCUGAGUGUAAAGAGAGUGAUGCAACACAUGGGUUGGAGGAAAUUGGGCAAACUGAACAAGAAGAUGCUAAAAACAAAGAAUGUGAUUGGAAUAAUCAGGAUGAAAAGUGUGUGAGGACAGAUAAAUUAGAUCAUGCAGAUAUGCUGGUCCAAUCUGAGUUUAGGAAGCAAGAUGAAAAACCGGACCAUGGAGAAAAUGAAGUCAUUGGAGGUUUAAAACGUGCAGAUACAACUGAGGUAGAAUUUGUUCACCAACAUAAUAAGGAAAUGAUUGAAAAAGAUGUAGAAAAGGUGCAAGAUUUGCCUCCACUUUUGGAAUACUGUAAAGAGGAAGCAGAUGGGCUUUCAAAGCCUGAAAUGCUGAAUUUAUUGGACGCAUAUUCUGAUGAAAUUGAUGAAUUCUCUAAAAAUGAGGUUGAUCACAUGGGACCUGGAACAGAGGGUGCAAAUGAGCAGGAUAAAGAAAGUGAAACAUCACAUAACAUAAAGCAAACUGGGAAAACUGAACAAGAAGAUGCUAAUAACAAAGAAUAUGAUUGGAAUAAUCAGGUUGAAAAGUGUGUGAUGAAAGAAGAGAUAGAUGAUGCAGAUAUACUGGUCCAAUCUGAGCUUCAGGAGCAAGAUGAAAAAACGGACCAUGGAGAGAAGGAAGUCAUUGAAGUUUUAAAACAUGCAGAUACAAAUGAGGUAGAAUUUGCUGAUGAGGAAAUGAUUGAGAAUGAUGAAGAAAGGGUGCGAGAUUUGCCUCCACUUCUGGAAUACCGUAAAGAGGAAGCAGAUGGGCUUUCAAAGCCUGAAACCCUGAAUUUAUUGGACGCAUAUUCUGAUGAAAUUCAUGAAUUCUCUAAAAAUGAGGUUGAUCAGGUGGGACCUGGAACCGAUGUGAUAAAGCAAACUGGGAAAACUGAACAAGAAGAGUCUAAAAACAAAGAAUGUGAUUGGAAUAAUCAGGUUGAAGAGUGUGUGAUGACAGAUAAAUUAGAUCAUGCAGAUAUACUAGUCCAAUCUGAACUUCAGAAGCAAGUUGAAGAACCGGACCAUGGAGAGAAUGAAGUCAUUGGAGGUUUAAAACAUACAGAUACAAAUGAGGUAGAAUUUGUUCAACAAAAUAAUGAGGAAAUGACUGAGAAUGAUGAAGAAAAGGUGCAAGAUUUGCCCCCACUUCUGGAAUACCGUACAGAUGACCUUCCAAUGCCUGAAAAACUUAAUUUAUUGGACACAUGUUCUGAUGAAAUCGAUGAAUUCCCCAAAAAUGAGGUUGAUCAGGUUGGGCUUGCACCUAAGGGUGCAACUGAGCAGUAUAAAGAUAGUGAAACUUCACAUAUGAUAAAGCAAACUGGGAAAGUUGAACAAGAUGAUCAGCAUCAUGAGGAUAAAAAAUGUAUGAUGAAGGAAGAUCCAGGUUACACAUCGCUAACUGUCCAAUCUGAGCUUGAAAAACAGAUGGACAUGAAGAACCACGAGGAGUCAGAAAGCAUUGCAGGUUUUAAAGAAGCAGGAGAACAUGUUAUUGAACAUCUUAUUGGCCAGAAUGAUCAGGAAAAAAAUGAGGAAGAUAAAGAAAAAGCACUUAAAUUACAAUCAGAAGUGCAAGAUUCUUUUCAAUUACUUGAAUAUUCAUCAAAGGACACUCUUCAAAAUCCUGAAAAACUGAACUUAAUGCAAACAUAUUGUUCUGAAAUUGCUGAAAAUGUAGUAGAGGAUAUGCUGCUUGCAUCUGAGAAGGAUGAAGACAUGACAGAGAGUGAACACAAACCCACAACUUCUCAGUUGCAUGAGUCAACAGAAACACUUCAUGGAGUUUCCAAUGAAAUCCCUAAAAAACAUAAACCAAACAAUGAAAUGGAACUGAAAAUGAUCACAGUAUUGGGCGAGUGUUUUGAAACUGUUAAUACAUCCGAAAACACCAUGCUGUCAGAUUCAAAACAGGAUACUCCAGAAAAUACAACAGAAACAGGAACUGGAUCGCCGGUGGUUGCUGUAACCACUGAAGGCAUGUUUUCAGAUGUGAUUGUUUGCGACUUCCCAGGAGAAUUGAGGAAAGAACCAGAGACUUCAUCAACUCCUGCACAUUAUGAGGAGAACAAAUUUUACCUAAAUGAGCUCCAAUCAUUUUCAGAAAGGCAUUUAGAAAGAGAUGCUAAGUUUGCAUGCACAGUUGAGCGUUCAGAGACAAUGAAACCAGCUGAGAAAGUUUUUGAGAUUGAAAAAGACAUCGAAACUCUAAUCGAAUCCUUAGAUGCAACUGAAAGACAGGAAAUAGACAAAAACAAGUUGUCACUUAUGGAAGAUGUUAAAUUGAGUACCAAGCUGAUGUCAGAACAUGAAAAGGCAGAAAGCUUUGAGACGGAAAUCACUUUAGAGUCACGUGAGCUUCUUGAGUUUACAAGGGGAGAAUGUAAAUCUUCUCACGAUACAAUGGUGGACACUUUAUCUGAAUCAGAUGGAUCUGCCAAAGUAGAGCAGGUUGCAGAUGUUGACUCCAUAUUAACAAGAUAUUCACCCCCAUCAGAGUUUGUGGAGGAAACUCUAGGUCUCCCAGGUGAAUCAGAGAGAUUUAUUGAGGAGCAGGAGAUCCUGGAGACAGAUCUGGUGAAGACCGCUUUAGAUUAUGUUGAGGAAAUAACAAAUCAAGUGUUGAAGGAAAUGAUAGAAACCGAAAUGCUGGAAAAGACUGAACAUUUGGUAGAGCUUUCAAUGGAGGAACUUGGUGAUGCGGAAUGUCGAGGAACAGAAAAUAGUGUGUCAGCUGAAGCAUUUGUACUGGAAGAAGAAAGGAUGAUUUUAGAUGAAACAAUGGAAAGUAAUGUAGAAAUGGAGGUGGAAACAGCAAGUAAUGAAGAUUUCAAGCAAAAUGAGCAACAUACUAGUUCACCAAAGCUUGAAACAUGUGAAGCUGAGAGACACCACGAGGAACAAACUUAUCAUUGUGUAAAGUUGUCAACUGGAACUGAUUAUUUAGAGACUAAUCAAGGUGAUACAGACACAGAUGAACACAAAGUUGAUGAUGCACAUGUUGAAAACGAAGAAGCUUCAUCUGAAAGAGAGUAUGCAAACGUUGUGUGUAAAGACAGUGAGAAAAAUUGGUGGACUGAACAAAAAGACGGUCUUGAUGUAAAGUGUUCAAUGGCAAUGAAGAAAGAAGAUCCAGAUAACACAGAUAUGGUCCAAUCUGAGCUUCAUGGAGAAGAUUUAGAUGAAUAUAAACAGAUAAACAUGGUGGACCUUGAGACUGAAGGCACUGGAGGUUUGAAAUUUUCAGAUAAGCUUCUUACUGAUGAAAAGGAGAAAAACGUUGACCAAAAUGAUCAGGAAAAUCCUGAAGAUGAUGAAAACCAACAACCUGAAGUAGAAGCACCAGCUGAUGCAUUUGUACUAGAAGAGGAAAUUAUAUUAGUAGGUGAAACAAUGGACGGUAAGGUAGAAAUGGAGGUGGAAACCACAAGUAGUGAAGAUGUCAAGCAAAACCAGCAACAUACUAAUACACCAAAGCUUGAAACAAGUGAAGUUGAGAGACACCACGAGGAACAAACUUAUCAUUGUACAAAGUUGUCUACAGGAACUGAUUAUUUAGGGACUAAUCCAGAUGAUUCAGACAUAGAUGAACACAAAGAUGAUGAUGCACAUGUUGAAAACGAAGAAGCUUCAUCUGAAAUUGAAUAUGCAAACACUGUGUCAAAAGACAGUGAAUCAGCACAGGAGCUGGAGAAAGAUUGGCAGAUUGAACAAAAAGAUGAUGAUAAUAAAAAGUGUACGAUUCUGAUAAAGAAAGAAGAUCCAGAAAAUGCAGACAUGGUGCAAUCUGAGCUUCAUGAAGAAGACGUAGAGCAGAAUAAACAGAUAAUCAUGGUGAACCUUGAGGAGGCAGAAGGCACUGGAGGUUUAAGACAUUCAGAUAAACAUUUUACUUAUGACAAGGAGAAAAACAUUGACCAGAAUCAUCAGGAAAAACCUGAGGAUGACCAACAACCUGAAGGACAAGAGCCAGCUGAUGCAUUCAUAAUGGAAGAAGAAAUGAUGUUAUUAGUUGAAACAAUGGAUGGCAAUGUAGAAAUAGAGGUGGAAACCACAUGUAUUGAAGAUGUAGAGCUAAUGUGUGAAGCUGAUGGAGGUCAUGAGAAGAUACAGAAGGUCAUUGCUGGAGAAACACUGCUGAGGGGUCAUAAAGACGCAAUGGAGGUUAGCAAACCUGCGAUGAAAAGAAGGUUUGGUCAAGUAAACAAAGACCCUCCAGAGGUGAAGAUUCAAGGAAUUGGUUUCAAUCUGCAGGACUCAUCUUUGGACUUCACCAUUCAGAAAUCUAGAAUAGCAGUGAAGAAUCCUCUAGUUCGGCCUCCCAAAGACCCCAGAAAGCUGAUCUCCAAGGCCUCUGUCGAACCGCUUCUGCCACAGCCUUCAGCAUGUUCUCCCAGAGUCAAUGUUUCUCCUCUGAAUAAAGGAAUGAUUGGAUUCAAACUCCCAGGACUUGGAUCAGGGAUGCCGGUUCUGAAGAAAACUGAAUUUGGGAAGAAAGCAAGAGAAGGAGAAGCAGAAAAGACACUACAGCCACAGCAAAAGUCAGAUGCAGAACCAGAGGAUUCUGACAAACCAGUGCAAACGACAGCAAAACCCAAAUGGACACCACCGAGGCAUCCUGGUAUGGGAGGUCCCUUGAUGAUGGCAGAGCUCAAAAACAAACUCAAAAAGCCGAGUAACCAGUAAUACAUUUCAUUUCAUCAUGAUAUUGCACUUCAUUUGUGAUUGUCAGCUGUCUUCAGCACUGUUCAGUCUUGUAAAUAUCACUGUUAUACUGGGCAAAAAAACGUGCAGUAACAUUUAACUUCUAUUAAUUUGUUAAAAGUUUGCUUAAUAAAAGGUGAGAAUCUCAGGUGUGAUCAUAAAUGUUGCCUUGCUGAGCUCAUGAGAGUGCUCACGGUGCCUUGUAUUUAUUUCUAUUUGUAUAAAUUUGUAAGCUUAAAAUGUUAAAAAUAAAUAAAAUUUUGUGCACUUUU